UUACUUGUAAUAAAAAUCUAACUAAUAUAGAUUCACCAAAAUUUAAUUAUAUAAGUUACACUUUCCUGGUUCCGUGUGUUAUUGGAAGUAAAUGGACAAACAUGAUAAAAACAUAAAGCUAACCACAAGCCAACUUUUGGAAACAGUCCGAAUAAAGCUAGACAGGCUCUCCCAUAACAAUUUUUAUAAUCAUUCUACUUCCAAAACUUCGGUGGAUGAUUAUGAUCCUAACAAAUACCCGAUUCAUGUGAGUGCAAAAGCUCAAUCAAACCUACCACGUGGGCAUCUACAGCAAAAUAAAAAAACACAUCCACCGCAAAAACUGUUAAAUGAUAAUACCAAAAAGAAUAAAGUCAAAACAGACUCUCGGAGAAAAGAUUCUAAAUAUGGAACCGUUACAGAGAAGCGAAAUAAAAGUAAAGGUCGUGUAAAGUAUGCUCUUCCAACCGAAAUUAAAACUUUAGUGAAAGCAUCCGACAUGCUUUUGCAAUCAUCGCAAUCUGAUAUUAAUGUCCAAAAGAAACAAUCGGAAGUACAGUCAAAGGAGGUGCGCUUAAAAAAAGAUGACAUGUUAUCAACUUCUAUAAGUUCACAUUUCUCUACACGACCAAGGAAGAAAUAUGAUUUUCCAAAAUAUGAUGCAAUAACUAGUCACAUGCUUAAAAAAGCACCUAAAAAGAAUGUUGAAAAAGUAUCAACUUUAUCUAAUCAGCAAAAACCACAAAUACUAAAUAUUUCUUCUCAAAGUGUCAACGACACUGUUUUUAAAAGAGAUUCAAUUAACAGUACCUUGCAAACAUUUCUAACCAGACCACUCAAUACUCAAGAAAUACCAGAAAUGCAAAUUGAUUUGGAAAAUAAUUAUAAGCUCAUGCAGCGAGUUAGUCUUAAGUUGGAGUCAAUAGAUUUCACUUCACUAAGGAAUCAAGUCAGGGGCAUAAAUUUAAAUACCAUAGAAAUGAAAAUUGAAGAUCCAAUAAAAAUUAUAAAGCAGAAAGAGAGAAAUUUAAAGGAUGUUCCCGACUUAAAUAAUUUUCAUGAUGUAUGCAAUGUUCUAAGUUGUAUGGAAAGAUGUCCACGUUACCGUCUACCAAAAUAAUAAUUUAGAACUUAUCGUUUAUUUUUUAAUCUAUUAUAUGUGUUUGUAUACAAAAUUUGAGAAGAACAAUAUUACUAUAUUUUUAAACAGCCGUAAGAUGAUACGAAUCAUUCUUUUGAUAUUCUAUAUUAUUAAUGAAAA
Teleopsis dalmanni is the source of this 1240-nucleotide messenger RNA. RefSeq lists its product as uncharacterized. NCBI's taxonomy places the organism in Eukaryota, Metazoa, Arthropoda, Insecta, Diptera, Diopsidae. The transcript is spliced from 2 exons. The record is from RefSeq and is a predicted model, not a curated record. Bases 92 to 1099 code for a protein of 335 amino acids.